AUGAAAGUGUUGACAGAGUGUACUAUAGGCAUUCUUUUAUUGACUUGCGUCUGCAUAGUGCAGGUUAGCAAAGGCUCCAGCGUGUUCUUCCAAUCUGGGGAGUGCAAGUUCAAUCCCAAGUUCUUCGAUAACUUCACCAUACGCACCGUCAACAACACGGUCAAUCUGGAAAUGGUCACCAAGAGGAGUUUUGAUCGCGGCUUUAAUGUUCACGUCGACUUCUCCAUUAAAAUGGGCAAAACAGAUCGUUACCAACGUGUGUUCGCCCACACCAUGGAUGCCUGUGCAGUUACAAUGGCCUUGAAGAAGAACAUUUUUAAGGCCUGGUUCCAGAGCAUGUUGGCUCACGGCAACUUCAUAUACCACUGCCCAGUGCCCCCCGAUCAUUAUUAUCUGCGCAAUUGGAAGCUGGACCCCAAGCUGGUGCCCCAGUAUUUGAGUGCCGGCAGCUAUCGCGUCACCGGCCACUUUUUCUAUGGCAAACUCAAGUCCAAGUUCGAGGAAACUGUCUUAGACAUCAUUGUAUAUGCAUCAUUAAAGGCCAAGUAG
This is a messenger RNA of Drosophila arizonae, 549 nucleotides long. RefSeq lists its product as uncharacterized. Lineage: Eukaryota; Metazoa; Arthropoda; Insecta; Diptera; Drosophilidae. The record is from RefSeq and is a predicted model, not a curated record.